Messenger RNA from Entrophospora sp. SA101, 294 nucleotides. The record is from the annotation of a GenBank genome assembly. Lineage: Eukaryota; Fungi; Glomeromycota; Glomeromycetes; Entrophosporales; Entrophosporaceae.
AUGAUUGUGAUUCUUGUUUUAUCAUCCUACUUGUGUUGGAAUGGUGAAAAUUUAUUUUAUGUAACAGAAUUGCUUCUGGAGCUGAGACUUUGGAUUUUAAGACAAAAAAAUUUGUGUUUAAGAAUUGUUAUUAAAUAUAAAAAAUGUUUAUGGCAUAGUGACUCACAAAACAUAGCCUCGUCGAAAGUAUUUGGUAUUGAUAUUGAUGAAUAUGUAUUAGAUGAUGUUGAUAAUAGUUGUAUUGUACUUUGGAAAGAUGAUAAUGCAAAAUCAUUAAUACCGUCAUCAUUAUAA